AGGAUCAGUAUGUCCCAAGGGGUGACUGGGAGAUCAAGGACAUGCCCUGGCAUUGUUGUUUACUUGGAACAUGCAUAUAUCUCACCUUUUCCUACCUAGAUGUCUAUGUAGUAUCUUAGCAAUACCUGUUGAGAGGGGGAAGUCUUCAUAUUGUAUAUCAAUGUUGGCUUUCUGUCUCCCGGGAUAGGGCUUUGAGUAAUGUCUAACAUGGUCCUUGGAUAUUUUUGUAUUAAGCAAGGACAAGACCAGCAGAAAUGGCCAUGCCUUACUACUGCCACAGUGGAAUACUUGGUUAUUAAAAUAAAAUAAACAGUAGGGACUGCCAGGUGGUGCUCAGUGGGCAAAGGGGUGUGGCACCAAGCCUGGCAAUCUGAGUCUAAUCCUGGAACCCACACGGUGGAGAGAGCUGCCUCUCACAAGUUGUCCUUUGACCUAUUCAUGCAAGCGGUGACACCCCCUCCCCAAGUAAAACAAUCAUUGUAGUUUAAAAAAGAAAAAAAAAGAAAGUAAGUAGGGGCAGUGUGUAAAAUAAAAUCAUCUGUGAGAAUUAACAAAUGUACCUUGCUGCUAGUACUUUCUAAAAGUUAUCCUAAUUUUAUGACCAGACUAUAUAGACCUCUCUAUACUUGUAUAGAUUCCUAUUUUUUAAAAUAACAAUCCAGAAAAAGCAGGUUUCCUGUUAUGCCCUUUGGGGUCUCCCCCUAUGCUAGGAGUUGAUUAGUUCAGUUAGAAAAUGUUACACUCCCUACUUACUAUUACAAGUGUUCACAACAGAAAGGAUUUCUAAUGUUCUUGCCAUGGGUGAAAGGUUUUUGGUGUUUUAGGGUAAAUCAGACGACAAGCAAGCAGCAGUUAUGCCCAAAGAUCAUAAAACCUUGUGAUUCAGUCCCAUAAAUGUGCUUUGAGCACUGAGCUCUAGGUGGUAGCAUAAAGAGACUGUGGCAUUGUUUCUGCCCCAAAGAAACCAUAGGUGGGAGAAAGAGAAAGAGAAGAUGGACGGAAGGAGGGAAGGAAGGAAGGAGGGAAGGAAGGAAGGAGUUGAUAGGAUUGUAAAAUGAAGCAAAACGGACUUGAGAAUAGGUACACAAAAAGCAAUUUAUUUAUGGAAAAAUGAAACUACACUUGGGGAACGAAACUCGAACCAAAAUGAAACAAACCAGCAAAAGCAAUGAACGGCGGCGUUUGUCGCCUCAGGAAGACUGGGCAUUGCGCAUGGAGAGGAAGCAGCACGGUGCAGCACUGGGCUGGUCCAAGAGUGAAAAUGAGCUCUUGUUUAUUAAAACUGUAAGAGAGGUUGAAGGAAACUUGACGGCUGUCCCCUGAAGAGAGAACACUGGGGGGUAAGAACAGAGAAAACUCAGAGAACCAGUCCGGGAGGUGCAAAUCAUGGACGUUUCAGAAAACAAAGAAGGGGAACAGACAGCGGAAGAGGCUAUCAAGAAACAAUUUAAGGCCGAUAUCGCACCCGCCAACAUGGUGAACGUUCCUAAGACCCGCCGUACAUUCUGCAAGAAAUGUGGCAAACACCAACCCCACAAAGUGACCCAGUACAAGAAGGGCAAAGAUUCUCUGUAUGCCCAGGGAAAGCGGCGCUAUGACAGGAAACAGAAUGGCUAUGGUGGGCAGACUAAGCCUGUUUUCCGCAAAAAGGCGAAAACUACAAAGAAGAUUGUGCUGAGACUGGAAUGUGUGGAGCCCAACUGCAGAUCUAAGAGGAUGCUGGCUAUUAAGAGAUGCAAGCAUUUUGAACUUGGUGGUGAUAAGAAGAGAAAGGGCCAAGUGAUCCAGUUCUAAGCUGACCUUGUUAUGAAGACAAUAAAAUCAUGAGCUUUCACUCAAAAAAAAAAAGAAACAAUUUAAAAAUAUAGCCCCAAACUAAUGGACAUAGGUUUUAAGAUUUAAAAAGAGCAUCUUUAGCAAGUGUAAUAGAGGAAAAUGGGCUCACAAUGAAAUUUAGAAAACUGGAUACUGAGUUUUAGGGUUUUUUUUUUAGGAAAGUAAAAACAGUUCUUUAUAGAGUUGAGAAGAUUUUUUGUUGUUCCUCAGUAUUGGGGAAUUAGGAUAUAUAAUGUAUAUUGAUAUACAGUGAGAAAUGAGUGAAUUUACAACAAAGACUCUUAUUUAGAGCCAGUUAAGAGUGAGAGCACAGUAAAUGUGUAUAGUCAUUCUUUUCUUAAAAAUUAAAAUAUGGUUACAUCAUUUCCUUUUCUUCCCCUUAACCCCUUCCUUGCUCUCUCUCAAAUUCAUGGCCUCUUUUUAAAAGAUUAUUGUUUCACACACACACAUUCCUAAAUACAUCAAUACAUCUUGGUUUGUAUUAUGUUACAUAGUCAACUGGGGCACUUCCCUGGGGAAAGACUGUCUCUUCUGCUCUCAGCACACCUUGGCUGCCUGUAGUACUUGGUCUAGGGUUGAGGGUCCAUGGGAUUUCCAUCUUCCACAUUAGCGCGUCUGUAAGUGCUGUUGUUGUUUAGGUCUUGUUUAGGCAGCCAUGCUGGAGAGACUUCAGGGAUGUAGCAUCUUAGAAGUAUCUAGGACAUGCAGUCCCAUAGCAAGCAUCCUGUUCCUCUGACUCUGAGCCUUAGACGUACCCCCCACUCUUGAGACAAUGCUAACAGAUGCACCCAAAGAAGAGUGAGUGGAACUGAAAGGGAAACACUGGAGUUUCAGGAACAGAAAACUAUAGAGGCAAGGGGAAUCAGGGAGGGUGUGCAGGUGACACUAAAGGCAGCAGCUGGACAGUGGCUUUAGCAGGUAGCUGGGCUAAACUAGAGUCAGUCAGCUACAGAAAUAAUUUCUUGUUUUUCUAUGAAACAAAUGAAAAAAAAAAUCUGAUGCAACUGAACAGAUUAAGAGAAACUUUACAAGGGUUAGUAAUAUAUACAUAGAAAAUAAAACCAAUGUAAAACUAAAAGUUAAUGAUUAUCUUUGAGCUGAAAGUGUGUGUGUGUGUGUGUGUGUGUGUGUGAGAGAGAGAGAGAGAGAGAGAGAUAUCACACAGUAACUUCCUGAUUGAGCUGUAAUGUGUACAGAUUUAUAAUAGCAAACUGAGUAUUUUGAUUUGACUAAAAUACAACUAUAUUGAGAUAUAGGAAGCUAGUAUGUCUGGGGAGGAAAGGGGACAAGGCAAGGACAAAACUUCCCCUUUCCAAAUUGGGAAGGCAUUUUGAAAGUCUAAGCUGGAUGGUGGCGGCACACCUUUAAUCCUAGCACUUGGGAGGCAGAGGCAAGUGAAUCUCUGUGAGUUUAAGGCCAGUCUGAUCUACAGAGCAAGUUCCAGGACAGUCAGGGUUAUACAAAGAAACCCUGUCUUGAAAAACCAAAAAAGAAAGCGACAGUCUGAAACUGGACCCUGAAAUAUGAUACGAAUAUGAAGAAGUUGGCCUGAAUAUGUGAGAAAAGGGGCUGGGGACAUGGUGCGCAGACAUGAGGGUUUGAGUUUGACCCCGGCACCUACAUAAAAGCCAGAUACAAUAGCACCUGCCUGCAAUCCUAGUGUUUGGAGACAGGGAGUGGGCAGAGACUGGUGGGUUCCUGGAACUUCCUGAUCACCCAUUCUAGACAAAUCCAUGAGCUCCUGGUUCAGUGGGAAACCCUGUCUCAGAAUAGAAGAAGAAGCGUGAUUGAGAAAGAUGUCCCGCAUUGACCCCUGGCCUCCACAAGCAGAUACACACAUGCACGAAUGUGUAUACAAACAGACAUGUACAAACACUAGACCCACUGAGCGACCGACCAACCAACCAACCCAUAGAAGCAGCAGCUUUAUAAACUAUAGGUGCCUUGCUGCUUCAGGAGUGUGGAGGAAGGAACUUGGAAGAGACUUCUGGGUCACAGAAAUGACUUACAUAGGAAUUGACUCUUUAUAGUGCAAUUUUAAUGGAUAUAAAGCAAAUUUAUAGGACUAGAGAGAUAGUUCAGGAGUUAAGAGCACUUGUUCUUCCCGAGGACCAAUGUUUAGUUCCUAGACCUGUGUCAGAUGGCUUCUAACCACCUGUAACUCUAGUUUUAGGGGCGUUGGCAGCCUCUUCUGGCCUCCACAGGCACAUGCACGCAAGCACACAUGCCUUCACAUGGGCACACGCAGGCUCACACACACUCAAAUCUUUGAAAGAAAACAAACCUGCAGUGGACCAAAAAAUAUCACCUUUUUACUUUUGAAAGGAGCAAACAGUUCCAACUGGAGGUCCUGGGAAGGAUUCCCAUGACGGAGACCAGUUGGAGACCUGCAUAGGAGGCUAAGUUACCUAGAGGAGAAAUAACACGGCCUGAAACAGAGAUGUUCACAGCUGGCCUAGGGAGCACAGUCAUGAAUUCAUUUCCUGUGCUGACAUGUGAAAGAAGUCAGUGGAUUUCCACGACCUGUGCUCUUUGGUUUCU
Molecule: messenger RNA, 4377 nt
Organism: Alexandromys fortis (reed vole)
Lineage: Eukaryota; Metazoa; Chordata; Mammalia; Rodentia; Cricetidae
Product: 60S ribosomal protein L36a-like
Exons: 1
Coding region: 1387-1794 (135 amino acids)
Biological process (GO): translation
Cellular component (GO): cytosolic large ribosomal subunit; ribosome
Molecular function (GO): structural constituent of ribosome
Source: RefSeq, a predicted model, not a curated record